AUGUACGACAUCAACGUCGACACCGCGGCAGGCCCGGCCGUGGUCCGCAUCGGACUGCCGCCUGCCUCCUUGUUGAAAUUCCCUCCGGACUCGCUCCCAACGACCCUCCCUGCGCCUCAGAUCGCCGAGCCGACCUGGGCCCAACCGUUUAACAUCCCUCCCGCUCUGUACAACCAGCUGCUGGAUGUGCGCGUUCCCGUCACCAUCGCCAGCGUCUACGCCGUCACCGUCGUCCUGGUCAAUCGCAUCAACAAGAGUCGCGGCUACAAGCCCUGGGCGUUCAGCCACACCCGCCUCUUCAAGCUUUUUGUCAUCCUGCACAAUGUCUUCCUGGCCGUCUACUCCGCCUGGACCUUCGCGGGCAUGUUCCAUGCCUUCCGGGACGCCUGGCCCGAUCGCAACGACCCCAACGGCCUGGUGGGUGUGACCGAUGCCUUGUGCAAGAUCAACGGUCCCCGGGGAUACGGCAACGCGGCUACCUACGACCCUUCGAUCAACCAAUGGACCAUGCGCAACCCCGAAUUCAGUUUGGCCGAAGGAGGCGUGCCCGACCCGACCGACGUCGGUCGCACGUGGAACGGCGGCCUGGCCUACCUGGGUUGGAUCUUCUACCUCUCCAAGUUCUACGAGGUGCUCGACACAGCCAUCAUUCUCGCCAAGGGCAAGAAGAGCUCGACGCUGCAGACCUACCACCAUGCCGGUGCCAUGAUGUGCAUGUGGGCCGGAAUUCGCUACAUCGCGCCUCCGAUCUGGAUUUUCACCUUGGUUAACUCGGCGAUCCAUGCGAUGAUGUACACUUACUACACCCUCACGGCCCUCCGUAUCCGCGUCCCCCAGCUCAUCAAGCGCUCCUUGACCUCCAUGCAGAUCAUGCAAUUCCUUCUAGGAACUACCAUGGCCGCCUCUUACCUCUUCGUUCACUACACUCUUCCUCCCUUCCAGUCCGAGUCUGCCGUCCCCGACGUUCGGUCGACCGCUGCUGCUACCGCGGCCGCGGGAGUCGGUCUGGUCCCCUGGUUGAAGCAGAUCGCCCUGCGCGCCGCCGGUGCUGAGGGAAUCGCCGAAAAUGUUGGCGCUCCUGAAACCCCCAGUGCUGCUCAGAACCCCGCCCUCGGGCCUAUGACUACUUGCAUGGAUACCAGCGGACAAGGUUUCGCCAUCUGGCUGAACGUUUCCUACCUCCUCCCCCUCACCUACCUCUUCGUCCGCUUCUUCGUCCGCUCGUACCUGUACCGCAAGGACCCUAACCCUCGCCACCCCACGCACAUGAACGCCGCUGAGAAGGCAGGCUUGGACGCUCUGAAGGGUGUCAGCCGCGAGAUCCAAAAGUCGGUGGAGAUGACCGGCGAAACGAGCGAAACCACCGAGGACGAAGCCACCAAGACGACCCAGGCGCCGCCACCCAGCGUGAAGAAGACCCAGGAGCCCGUGGUCGCCCAUGACUCCCCUAUCCGGACGCGCGCUUCCGCCAAACAGAAGGCCCGAGCUGCCGCCAACGAGCCUGAGCAGGGUUUCUCCCCUGUCUCGUCGAAGAAGGGCGCCAAGAAGGUUACCCAGGACGAGCUGGAGAGCGCUGCCGCCGUUGAUCCUAAAGGCAGUAAUCCUUUUGAGGUGCUGGAUAACAACGCUUAA
Molecule: messenger RNA, 1632 nt
Organism: Aspergillus melleus
Lineage: Eukaryota; Fungi; Ascomycota; Eurotiomycetes; Eurotiales; Aspergillaceae
Product: elongation of very long chain fatty acids protein
Exons: 2
Coding region: 1-1632 (543 amino acids)
Biological process (GO): very long-chain fatty acid biosynthetic process; fatty acid elongation, saturated fatty acid; fatty acid elongation, polyunsaturated fatty acid
Cellular component (GO): endoplasmic reticulum membrane
Molecular function (GO): fatty acid elongase activity
Source: RefSeq, a predicted model, not a curated record